AUGAGGGCAGGGAGAGAGAACGCGGCUCCGCGCCCCGCGCCUGCAGCUCAGGCAGGCGGGAGAUCAAGGCAGGAUGACAAGAACGAAGGCGUCGCUCGCUCGGGGUCCCUCGGGCGGUGCCCGCGGCCGGGGCAGGCGGGGUGGCGCUGCUCGGGCGGACACACGAUGCGCGACAUCGACUCCGGGCCAGGGAGAGCGCCAGCGCCGGGAUCCAAGGCUCGUGUUCCCAUUGGCCAACAGGAGCCGGGAGGCGAUUGGGUGGAACGGCCCCUUGGCCGGGUGACGGCCGCUCCGCCCGUCUUCGCUCUGAUUGGCCUGUGCCGAGGGAGGCGGGACCAGGAGCCGGGCCUCGUUGUCCGACCCCGAUGCUCCGCGGGGUGUGCGCUCGGGCGGCGCGGAGCCCAAGUCGUGUUGCUGGGCCGGACCGGCGGGCGGACGGACCCCGAGCGCUGCGGCACGUGCUGUGGCGACCACGGCGGGUCGUGCGGGAGACUGGAAUUCCGAGAAGCCAAACAUCUAGAUAUGCUGGUGCGGGAGAGACCCUCCUGUAAGCGGGUUCUGUCCAGAGUCCUGGCCCAUCGCACUCUGCUUCUGGAUGGCCGGGGUGUCUGCCUCUGACCCCGUGGAUGUCUGCCCUUCCCCAUCUCCAUGGACAGAGGAGAGAUUGGCAGCAGAUUCAGGUAAGGGUAAGAAGAGGAGAGACGCUGGGGCCUGUAGUCUGGUUCUCUGACGUACUGAUGUAAAUCCAGUGUCUUUCUGGUUUUUAAGCCCCCAGAAGGAGAAGCAGAGAAGACGGCAGACAACCAACUGAGAAAGGAAGAAAUCCCCGCCUGCUCAGUGGGACGGAAAGGUAAGGGAGUCUGGACACGGUGUCUGUCCUCUCUGGAAGUUGCAUCCCCAAGUUGUCGACCUUGUGAUUACCGCCUUGUGGAAGGUGGGAGCACUGGGGCAGCUGUGCUCACAGGAUUCGUGUGUUAGGUUCUGCUGUUGUCAUACACGGGUAACUGCUAGGGCCGUACUCGUCCUCUUUUAUAAACCGGAGGUAUGUCACAUCCCCCUUGUUUUUAAAGGACACCAAGCUCCCCGGGGUGUGGGAUUCAUUGCCAGUCAACUCCAGUUCUGUUUUGUGUACUCGCACAGGUCCCUGAAGGGCAGCUGGAGAAGAAGGAAUGGAAGCAGGAGAAGAAAGCUCGGGAACAACAAGUGUGGGUUGGGGUGGGCAGGAGGAAGGGGAAUGUUUAAUGUCUGCUUAGAGAAGUACAGAUGGAGACUGCUGAGUGCCUCUCUAUACUUUCAAACACCCAUUAGGAGCAAGCAGCCGCACGCUUCAAGUUGCACCGUGCACUUGGUCUUGGGUUGGCCCUGAUUGUGUGCAGGGAGGUUGAGGCUUUGUGCUAGUUGUGCAUAUUGAUAUGCAGCAGUGAAGGGUUUGGUAGGUUGUUUGGCUUUGCUAGUUAAGCAGUGGAUCAAAAUAGAUGCGAUUGAAGGCAGCGUAUAGGGUGUUCUUGGUUGGGUUGUUGAGCGGUUCUCAGCGUUAGUGUAGAAAUGCAGGUUUGUGCUCGUUUCUGUUUGUGGUUUGGCUGUAGCUUUGCAUAGGAUGUAGCUUGCGGGGCCAAUUUGAGGCUGUUUGUGGUGCAGUAUAUUUGCAUCUGUACGUUAAGGCUUCAGGGUGUUCGUGUUUAACCUCCAGCUCCGCAAGGACAAACAUCUUGUCCUGUGUCCAAAUGAUCAUAAAGGUACUUGGCGUGGUCAACAUCAAACCGGCAGGAGCAAACGGGCCCAAGAUGUGCACGGUCGAACAAUAAACAGUCUAAGAAACUUCACCUCGUGGCUGGUACUUUUCUGUGCUGAGAUUUGUCCAUGGGCCUUUCCUGUUGAGGAUGAACUUUUUCAUUCAGCCUGCCGAUCCAAUCUGUGUUCUUACUUGUGCAAUGCAAAUAUUUCCUCUUCUGAUGGACCAGUGGUAAAAGAAUGUGUAACACAUGAUUCCUUGUCAUUGGCACUGUAGGAAAUCAGUCCUGAGUUAUUUGAGGUAAAGCAUAGUGAAGUUGUGACGCUUCGGUGUAAUCUGUUGAAGUUCAGCUGCUCCUUGUCUCAAAAGGAAUACGUGGUCCGAAUAAAAAUAAAAUUCUCAGGAGA
This is a messenger RNA of Alligator mississippiensis (American alligator), 2139 nucleotides long. RefSeq lists its product as uncharacterized. Bases 1 to 618 code for a protein of 205 amino acids. The record is from RefSeq and is a predicted model, not a curated record. NCBI's taxonomy places the organism in Eukaryota, Metazoa, Chordata, Crocodylia, Alligatoridae. The transcript has 3 exons.